AUGCAGUCCCAAGGGUAUCGCAUCAUUCCGGUGAACCCGGCGUUGAACGGCGCCACCGUGCUGGGCGAGCAGUCGUACAACGACCUGGAGCCCAAAGGUGCGGCCAUCGACCUGGUGGACGUGUUCCGUCGCAGCGAGUUCGCCGGCGCGGUGUCCGACGACGCGGUGAGCAUCGGGGCGCGCUACAUCUGGAUGCAGGACGGCGUGGUGGACGAAGCAGCCGCCGAGCGCGCCCGCACGGCCGGACUGGGCGUGAUUAUGGACGACUGCAUCCUGAGGCAGCACAAGCGGCGGCGGGGGUAA
Molecule: messenger RNA, 303 nt
Organism: Geodia barretti
Lineage: Eukaryota; Metazoa; Porifera; Demospongiae; Tetractinellida; Geodiidae
Source: the annotation of a GenBank genome assembly